AUGCCAGGAGACGCAGCAGCCAUCGACUUGGGCGUGUUGCAGCAGCAGCUGCAAACGCAUCGCUCCUCACUAGCCGACCAGAUCAUGCAACAUUUGCCUGAUCAGACCAGCACUUCUUCACACGCGCCGCAGCCGACGCAAAGUGCUCGGCGACCGGCGACCCUCGGCGUGGGCGCAUCUACGUCCCAGCCAAACAGUUACAGUGCAGCUGAUCAUAAAUUUCGUGCCAAGCUCGGUGCCAAAGCGGGUAGGAAGCGUAGCUUCGAGGACAUAAAACCAGCGGCGCCACCUGAAGACGACGACGAGGGAGACUCGCGCGGCUCAGCCGCACAGAAACGCGCACGACCACAACGUCGAAUGGACAUGUUUGCUGCGGCAGAAGCCAAAAUCAAGGCUGGCAAAGAAAAGGCGCAGGUACAUGAUGUGCCGCCACACGUUGCGACCAUGAGUAAAGCGCAACGAAAAAAGUGGAACAAGCAGCAACGCAUCGCAGCUUCCGAGAAGAGCAACUCACCUUCGUCAGGGGAACCGCCAGCCAUGACACCCUUGCAAUCUUCCAUGCUGGCUAGUCUGCAAGGUGCACGAUUCCGCUCCAUUAACGAGCGCCUAUAUACCCAUCCCUCACGCGACGCGCUUGCCUUUAUGCAGGAUGACCCACAACUUUUUGACGACUACCAUGCUGGGUUCCGGCAGCAAGUUCGAAAAUGGCCUAAGAAUCCCGUGGACAAGAUUGCUGAGCUUUUGACGCCUAGUAAGAAAGCCAAGUCGACGCAUAGGAUCCGCGCUGCAUCGAUACCUGGUGCCCUGGUGGUAGACAUGGGUGCCGGCGAAGGCGGGCUCGCUAAAAUGCUGGCGGCGCAUGGCUUUCACACCCUGAGCUACGAUCUAGUUGACACGCCUGAUGGCUGGGUGCGCGGGCUCGAUGCAGCUGCCCUUCAUGCUCUACCUUUGCCAGGCAUCUAUACGCCUCUGGGCAUCGUCUGGGAUCGCGAUGCCAAUUUUAUAACAGCAGCUUCUACCGUUGACGUUGUCGUAUUUUGCCUGAGUCUAAUGGGUACAAAUUGGGUGGAUAUGAUAUGUGAGGCAUGGCGUGUGCUUAAGCCGAAUGGCGAAAUGGUCAUUGCUGAAGUCACUAGCCGACUCGGCUCGACAGGCGACACUCAUGCCUUCACGGAACUGCUCUGUGCGCUAGGCUUUCACGUGGAUUGGGUCGACACCACCAAUACGCACUUUGUGCUAUUGACGUGUACCAAAACAGUCGAGGCACGCCAAGCCGAUACGAGCCAACCAGGGCCUACACUGUGUCCAACGGCGUCCCCAUCUGAGUUGCGUCGCGCUGUGACCAAUGCAGCACAGGCCAACGACGCGCGUUCGACCUUGGUGCAGGUGGGUGCGGACGUGUUAAAACCGUGUUGGUACAAGCGACGAUAA
Molecule: messenger RNA, 1431 nt
Organism: Malassezia restricta
Lineage: Eukaryota; Fungi; Basidiomycota; Malasseziomycetes; Malasseziales; Malasseziaceae
Product: ribosomal RNA-processing protein 8
Exons: 1
Coding region: 1-1431 (476 amino acids)
Biological process (GO): ribosomal large subunit biogenesis; rRNA methylation
Cellular component (GO): nucleolus
Molecular function (GO): rRNA (adenine) methyltransferase activity
Source: RefSeq, a predicted model, not a curated record